CAAAUAAGACUUGGGUGUGGAGGGGGAGAGGGGGACUAACGGAAUGGAGGCCUAACCACCGUUAAGCUCCUCCACUCGUGUAUAGAAUUCACAUUUUGCGAGGAACUUUUGAGGCGCUAGGCUGUGAGGAGCAGAUCCGGGCUCGACGCGGUUGGCGCGUAGUCCCUGCAUUUUAAGUGGGGGAAGGGCGGUAAAACGUUGAACUUUGUACAACGGGGGAAACAACCGUUCUGUUUUUUCUUCUUCUCAGGUCACGGCACGUAAGCGCGUAAGCGAGAUGUUUUUGUCUCUCCGGUUUACGUCCCAUCAUUUUCUUUGUGAUAAUUCCAUAAUUCUCAGUCGGACCUUGUUUUCCUUGCGAAGAAAUUGCUCCUUUACAUCGCCAUUGAAGGUAAACCCUAAAGCUGUUUCUUUCUUUAACAAAUCAAUCGAUGGAGUCCAACAAGCUGGGCCGAAUUCUAAUAAUCUAUCAGUGAACUCUGUUGAUAACACGUUCCCUUUUCCAGAUGGUUCAGGAUUGGAGGAUGCUUUGAUUGGUUACAUAUCGGGCAAGAAGAAGGCCACUGAAGUUGCUCACUCGAUAUGGAAACAUUUUGUUCAAAAAGGGGACACAGUAGUGGAUGCUACCUGUGGCAAUGGUUAUGAUACCUUGGCAAUGCUUAAGUUAGUUGCUGAUGAUUCAGGAAAUGGCUGUGUUUAUGGAAUGGACAUUCAGACUGUUGCUCUAGAGAAUACUUCCUUGCUUUUGGAUAGAUUAGUCCAUCCAAAUGAGAGAAUGCUUAUUAAGCUAUUUCCUGUCUGUCACAGUAGAAUGGAGGAUGUUAUUCCGAAAGAUACCUUUGUCAGGCUUGUUGCAUUCAACUUGGGAUACCUUCCUGGAGGUGAUAAGUCGAUACUUACAGUGUCAGAAACAACCCUACCAGCAUUGCAGGCUGCAAGUCGAAUUCUGGGACCGGGGGGACUUAUUAGCCUAGUGGUUUAUGUUGGGCACCCUGGUGGAAGCUUCUGAGGGUUAUCUGAAUCAGAAUGGGAAGUACCUCUAGAAAUCAUGCUGCCAGCCUGCCACCCCUCCACAUGUGUGCAGUUCAUCUAGUCUCCUUUCGGCUUUUGGCUGUAGGUAAAAUGAAAGAGAAUGAAUUCCUGGAAGUUGCUAUUUUACAGUGUCUGGUUUCAUCUAAAAUGGCCAUGGAUAACAGAACUUUUCCAACAAGUGAGUAGGUGUAGAAACUAGGACCAUGGUGCGGUGGUCCUAUUGUUUUCCAAGUUAAAUCAAACAUCAGGAAAGUUGAUAAAAUAAUUCGCUUUGCCACUGAAUAUCAUUUUGAAGGAAACCAUUUGUUUUCCUCUGUAUUACAUGUGGCCAAAUGCAGCCUAAGUUGAAUAUGGAUGUGGUUAGAAGGGUCUGUUAUAAUCAUUAGUUCAACUGUUCUUUUCAUUGCUAGCCGAAGACAGAUCCUGUCAGAGGGUCCUUUAAUCUCUACAACCUUUGCAGUCAGGUGGAACAAGGUUGAACCAACUCUUGACUUCGUAUCUAGUCAUCAAUUGGGUCACUUUUGACUUCAUAGUUAGGUGUAUCUACGGUUGUGGCUUGCUGAAGUAAUCAAAUAACACAAAUCUUGUAGUUAAUUGUAUUAUCCAUUGGGUUCUAUUUGCAAAUUUUUCCUUUCAUAAACCAUUAAGGCUCAGUUCGGGAAGUUUUAACUACGUUGUGCUGGAUUAUCAACCGAGAAUUGGAU
Nelumbo nucifera (sacred lotus) is the source of this 1736-nucleotide messenger RNA. Lineage: Eukaryota; Viridiplantae; Streptophyta; Magnoliopsida; Proteales; Nelumbonaceae. The record is from RefSeq and is a predicted model, not a curated record.